This is a messenger RNA of Aspergillus affinis, 843 nucleotides long. RefSeq names its product prohibitin subunit PHB1 (gene phb1). Gene Ontology annotation, biological process: mitochondrion organization. Lineage: Eukaryota; Fungi; Ascomycota; Eurotiomycetes; Eurotiales; Aspergillaceae. Bases 1 to 843 code for a protein of 280 amino acids. The transcript has 2 exons. Gene Ontology annotation, cellular component: membrane; mitochondrion. The record is from RefSeq and is a predicted model, not a curated record.
AUGGCUGCCAACGGUUCUACCCGGCUGAUGCGCUGGGCUGUCGGCCUGUUCGCCGGUGCCUACGCCGUCGACGCCUCCAUCUACGACGUCCGUGGUGGUAGCCGCGCCGUCAUCUUCGACCGCUUGUCCGGUGUGCAGGACAAGGUGUCCAACGAGGGCACCCACUUCCUGAUCCCCUGGCUGCAGCGGUCCAUUGUCUACGACGUCCGCACCAAGCCUCGCAACAUCUCCACCACCACCGGCAGUAAGGAUUUGCAGAUGGUCAGCUUGACCCUGCGAGUGCUACACCGUCCGGAUGUCCCGAAGCUGCCGAUUAUCUAUCAGAACUACGGUACCGACUACGACGAGCGAGUCCUCCCCUCCAUCGGCAACGAAGUGCUGAAAUCCAUCGUGGCCCAAUUCGACGCCGCCGAGCUGAUCACCCAGCGUGAGGCCGUCUCGAACCGCAUCCGCACGGACCUGAUGAAGCGCGCCUCGCAGUUCAACAUCGCCCUGGAAGACGUCUCCAUCACCCACAUGACCUUCGGCAAGGAAUUCACGCGAGCCGUCGAGCAGAAGCAGAUCGCCCAGCAGGACGCCGAGCGCGCCCGUUUCAUCGUCGAGCGCGCCGAGCAGGAGCGCCAGGCCAACGUCAUCCGCUCCGAGGGUGAGGCCGAGAGUGCCGAUAUCAUCAGCAAGGCCGUCGCCAAGGCCGGCAACGGCCUCAUCGAGAUCCGUCGCAUCGACGCCAGCAAGGAGAUCGCUCACACCCUGUCGGGUAACCCCAACGUGACGUAUCUGCCGGGUAGUGAGGGCAAGGACGGCGGUAAGAGCACAAGCCUUCUGCUGGGAUUGCGGAGCUAG